CGCAUCGAGUGGGACCUCCAAGCGAGUCUUGUGCUUACUUAAGUAGUGUACUAUCGCAUUCUUAACUCAGCUUCAGCCUUCGGUUCUGAUCCUGAAGAUAGCAUGGUUCCCUGUCUCGAAGCUCUAUGUCGAGAACUUCUCGACAAGAUCUGUGAGGAGGUUUGGUACAUAGAUUCAAAAGACAAGUCGCACAGAUCUCUCAUUGCGCUCGCACAAACCUGCAAAGCGCUUCAUGAUCCUGCACUUGAUGUGUACUAUGCAGAAGUUACGGGUGUCAAGGCACUUUUCAUGAUGCUUCCCCGCGAAUGUUGGAUGAUUGAAGGCGAAGUCCUGAAUCUUACUAGGAUGUUGCAAUUGAUUGACUGGGAAAGCUUCGAGCGGAACUCGCACCGCGUGCGAUCGUUCAUCCAGCCCAACGAGCCACUCGAAGUUCAUGAUGAAGCACUCAAAGCUGCCUGCUAUUGUCCUCACGGUCCUCUUCUACCUAACUUACAACGUUUGCUCUGGACAAACAUCGACAUAUUUCCUGGAGACUUCGUUCGCCUCCUCCUCGGCCACAAUCUCAUCGAGGUUCACCUUUUCGGCAUCUCGAAGGCUUUUUACCCUAUCAUAUCCGUCAUGGGUGUUACAUGUAGUAGUUUGGAGGGUUUUUUGGUCAACUUGGAACGAGACGAGGACGCGGAAGCUCUUAGAGGUGUCGUUGAAGAAGUCCUACCUCGGAUACCCCGACUCGAGAGUCUAUAUCUGGGAUUUCCGAGUUCUCCGUCGUUACUCCAGAAGGCUGAAGGGCUUCCUCACCUGCGAGAGCUGACCAUCGAGUCGCUCGUCGACUCCGAUCUCAUCACAACUAAUCAAAAUCACAACUUUUCCUUCCCAGGCCUUCGCAGGUUGCGUAUUUGCCAUUCCCCUCUCAACGACACUGCCAAGACGCUCGAUCGCAUUGGACCCUGGCCUACAGUCAGCGAGUUCGCGUGCUAUGUCUCCACAUCGGACUCGGCGGCAGAACUUAAACAAAUCAUACAAUCCGUCUCGUCUAACUUCUCCCCCAACCAUCUGUCUUCUAUGGUCUUGAAGGCACAGCGCUCCUCCACGACCCCCCUCGAUGAUCCCACACAACUUCCACCUGUAUCGAUGCAGUCACUUCAGCCACUCUUUUCCUACGUCAGUCUGCAAGAACUCGUCAUCCGUACGGGCGUUCCCUUAUCCCUGAGCGAUGGUGACAUCAAAUCCAUCGCAUCUUCGUUCCCUAAACUCUGCGUCUUCAACCUCGGCGGUGGCAGUAUCAUGCAUGCGCACAAGUGGCCAACGCUCCUGGGACUGGCAUAUUUGGUCGACAGCUGCCCCCUGCUAGAAGAAAUCCACCUUAGCGUCAAUGCGCUCAGGCGCCCUGAUCUUCCUCCGCCCAAGGCUGACUACGGUCGCAAUCGGAAGAUAACGACGCUGCACCUUGGAUGCUCUCCGAUUAAGGACUCCGUGUACGUCUCCUCGUUUGUCAGCUUGUUGUUACCCAAGCUGCGUUCUGUGAACACAGUCGACUUCUCCGAUGGUUUGGUAGAACAAGUUGCCGAGAGGUUCAGUGAAGAGUGGAAAAUGGUAAACAAGUUUCUAACUGUAUUCCAGGGCAGGGAGAAGUAUAGUGAACGGUGGUCUAGUAACGCCCGGAAUGCUUCGUACAAGUAGAUGACGCCGCUUUGGCCUGGCGAUCUUGUAUAUCGAAUUAAACUUUGAAGUAGAAGGAAAGUGCUUUUAUUUUACGCGUGUCUAAUCCGCUCCAGGAUAAAUUCUCCCGUGACCGCUUUUUGUUGCAAC
Coniophora puteana RWD-64-598 SS2 is the source of this 1809-nucleotide messenger RNA. RefSeq lists its product as uncharacterized. Lineage: Eukaryota; Fungi; Basidiomycota; Agaricomycetes; Boletales; Coniophoraceae. The transcript is spliced from 3 exons. The coding region runs from base 103 to 1680 and encodes 525 amino acids. The record is from RefSeq and is a predicted model, not a curated record.